AUGUCGAGCUCAGUAACUGAGGGCGAGGCGGUGGGGACUGACGCCUCCAAAUGGUGGUGGAAACCAUGGAAAACUAUGGCGGACCUGGCCGAAGCCGUUGACGAUCUCAUAUGCAGCUUCGAUUACAUGGACACAGCUAUGGACAAUCUAGUCAUGUUAAUAUUUAUCUGGAUAGUUUUCUCCAUCAUCCUUCUCGGUGUCGCCAAGUGGGCUUACGGAAAAUUCGGUUCUAAGCCGGCGGAAUCCGAGAAAGUGACGAAACCGAUCGACGAGCCUAAGAAGUCGACAGCGAACGAAAUUAUUACAAGUUCAGAUAGCGUCCUCGCUACAAGCGCAAAAGUUAAGAGUGGGUCCUUUAAGCCAACGAAGACCAGCUUUGUGCCAGCUACUCCGCCAAACAAAAAGCGUUUGGGGCGUAUGUCCCCUGGCCCCGAGCAGUUAAACAUUAAGAAGCAUCAGAGCGUAAUCGUUCCGACAUGUACGGGAGCCGACCCUGUAAGCGUCACCUGGGUGAACGAGUUAUUGACUUGGUUAUAUAACGAUCUUGUUAUUGUGAAUGAAUUAGUGCAACAAUGGAUUGUUUCUAUAAACGAGUUCUCGAAGAAAUCCGUCGAGGAGCAUGGAAUCGGAGUGGAACUGAUCCGAGCGCUGGACUGCAAUCCACCAAACAUCUCCAACGUAUUCUGCGAAUGCGACUCAAGGGAUGAUGUAACCAUAACCUGUGACUGUGAGGCGACUCCAGCGUUCCAGUUGAAGGCCUUCAGCCAGCGAGGGGAGAAGGUGGAGGUGUCGCACUACCGCGUCAAUGUCAACAGAUACCGCGCGCGUCUAAACGUGGUUUGUGUAACCGACAAGCUGACAGGCGAGUUAAAAUGCGACGGCUGGCCCGAGGUCAAGGUCGCGUUGGCACCGGUUGGGCCCUUGAGGCCCAAUACCACUGAAAGCAAUCUGCAACAAAUUGUCAGCGACAUAGUGGUGAGCGCACUACGCAACACGCAUUUCCAGUUCAAUCUGGCCCCGUACCCGACGUGUCCAAGGUUGCGACGUCAUGUUGCCGAGGUCUCACCAAGACUGCCGCUGCAUUAUGACUCUAUGUUACAACAAGACAGACAUAUGUACACGUCCACUCCGAACUCAACUGCAAAUAACAUGGGGCAUUUGGGGGACAAAAGGCUGCUGGUUAAAGUUGUGGGCGCUAAGGACUUGGGAGGAAAAUCAGGUUGUGUGGCACCAUACUGCGUGGUCGAAAUGGACGAACCUCCACAGAAGAAUCAGACCGCGUUCAAAAAGGAUACCACGUCGCCCCAGUGGGAGGAGCACUUCCUUUUCGAGCUGUCCUCGCAGAGUGCGGAGCUCUUGUUCGAGGUAUACGACCGCACUGUACCGCCGUCGCCGGGUAGCGUUACUUCAAGUCACAGGUUUCUGGGUCUGGGUCUGGUGGGCAUGGACGAGCUGACAACAGCGCCGUCGCAGCGCCAGCAUAUCGCGCUGCAGCCGCGACCCAUGGAGCAGCACGACGUCAGCGGCACGCUCACCGUCGAGUUCCUGUUCAUAGAGGGCGCGGACCUCCCGGACCUGGGUUCGAAGCCGUUCAAGAUCAAGGAAAGUCUGCGUACUGUCUCCCCACUGGGACAACUCACGACAACCACAAAAACUAUAUUCCAACAAAAUGGUCAAGAUAAUUCACAAUUAACUGAAUCAGCGUUAAGGGAAUUGGAACUAAGUCCCCCUAGCGCCACAAAUAAAUCUACCCUCAUCAUACACUCCGUGCAACGGGAGCCGAUGAAAUCCAUAAAGGUCGAAUUAACCGACUCGGGCAAAUUCAUCGAAGUGGAGAAAGAGGGGGCCGAUGUCACAAAGCCAGCCGUCGAAAAACCGGAAAAAUCAAUGACUAGUGAAGUACAAAAAUCGGUAACAUCGAGUCCGAAUCAGUCGCCCGGGAAAACUGUGAGGAUAAAGGAGAAUGGAGCUAAAGCUAAUGGCGACACUGCGGAACCCGCGAAGCAAGGUGACUACGUAAACAACCAGGAGAAUCAGCCACCAGAGCCGGCUCCAAGAAAACGUAGACGAGAUUUCUUUGGAACAAUAAAGAGAAGACUCGGUCGAUCGCGUACUCGAGGACAAUCGUUGGAUCUCCAGGACUCUGACGUCGAUCAGCGACUGCGCAGUGUCAGUGCCGAAAGAAAUACACACGAUAAAGUAAUGGCCCUCCCAAACAGAAAUGUAUACUCAGCAGGAGCAUCGCCAGCUCAGUCUGGUGAUGAAUCUAGGACAUCUAGGAGGUCCUCUCUUAGCGAAGCAUCCGGCUUUAGCACAGCUUCGGCGAGGACAUUUAUCCACGAAGCGUCCACUUUAGUCCUGGAAACGAUUGAGGCGGGUAUAAAGAAGCACUACCUGGUGCCGCUGACCAUCGCGCAGAGAUCAAGAUGGCGGCGGAAGGGUGUGAAACUUCACAUAUAUAACGAACACACAUUCAUUGCAAAACAUCUUAGUGGUGGCACAGUUUGUGAGGUGUGCGGCAAGACCGUAGCCCGGCGGCUGGGCAAGCAGGGCUACGAGUGCCGCGACUGCAGCUUCAAGUGCCACAAACACUGCCACGUCAAAGUGCCCUCCAUGUGUCCAAACUCCACCGUGCACAAUAUGGAGCUGGCUUACAUCUCAUCGCCAUACACGGAUAAGAAUAUAAGAAUGUUGUAA
Molecule: messenger RNA, 2697 nt
Organism: Parnassius apollo (apollo)
Lineage: Eukaryota; Metazoa; Arthropoda; Insecta; Lepidoptera; Papilionidae
Source: the annotation of a GenBank genome assembly